GAGACGACGCGUGAGCUGGGACACUCAUUAAACUUCAAAAGGGUAAUGUUGCUCUAAUGAAAAAGUACUCGGAAAACCAAACGCUUGUAUUACCAAUCAUCCUUCACUCAGGGAGCUACAAAUCUACCGAGUUUGCAAACAGAAAUGCUGUCCAAUUCAUCUGACGCAUUAGAUAGGUUGUGUUAUGUUUAUACUUAUAGAAAUGAGCAUAUGAGCAUCUCAUUUAACUAUUGGACACUUAUGGUAACCAGUGUUUUUGCGUGUCUUCUUGCCCCCAUGACAGUGGCUGGGAAUGCUUUCGUUUUGGCAGCAAUUUGGAGAAACCCGACGCUAAGGACUCCAUCCCAUGUGCUUCUUGCUGGAUUGGCCUUCACGGACUUUUGCACAGGACUAAUAAGUUUGCCAGUUUUUGCUGCGUUCAUGUCAGCACAUUUAAGGGAAAGAAGUCUGAGAUGCACUUUUAAUCUGAUUUCAUAUUGUGUUGGUAAUUUUUUCGCCGCCUCGACGGUCGGUAUCAUAACGAUGGCUGCUGCAGAAAGAUGGCUGUGUAUGAGCCGGAGGUCUCUUCUUACAGUACGCCGAGUUACCAUUCUUUACAUCAUAAUGGUGUGCUUGAUAACUGCCUAUAUAACUGUCCGUGUUUUCAGUUUUCGGUAUCUAUCAAAGGACAUAGACAAUUUGCUGAAUGGAGUUUUUCUGACGGCAGCGGCGAUUUGUAUUCUGGUCAUAGCAGUUUCGUAUUACAAGGUGUUUGGAAUAAUUCGUCACCAUCAAAAAGGAGUUCAAGGAAAUCAAAAUUCCAUUGAUAUUUCAAAAUACAGAAAAUCUAUAUUCACCAUUCUGUAUAUAUUUUCACUUUUUGUGAUCAGUUACCUCCCUUAUUUGGGUAACGCGUUGACCUUUUACGUUUUGCAAGAAUUCGGGGACACGUUCGUAACAUUCACCAGAUUAACUACGACUAUUGUUUAUUCUUCCUCGCUUUUAAAUCCUUUGCUUUAUUGCUGGAGGAUGAAGGAGAUAAAGAUGGGUGUAAAAAAUUUAAUGAGAAAGCUAUUUUGUAAACAAGCAGCAGAGGAUGAGGAAUAACGCCAUAUUUUCAGUAGUAAGUUUCCCUUGACAAAAAAAACAUAAACAUACGCAUACCUGCUAGAAAAUUAAUACAUAAAGAGAGGACAAGAUCAUUACACAGAGAAGAAAGAAAUUAAAUAAGAUCAAUACUUAGAAAAGAAGGCGAAUAGUAAGAUUUGUUUUUACAUGCUUUUGUCUUAUUUAUAGGAAGUUUUUGCCUCGAUUAGUUUACGGUCGUUUUUAGCCACUUGCUUGUUUUAGCAACUUGUUCGUGUUAAUAUCUUGGUAGUUUUAGUAUUCUGGUUUUAUCGACAAUAAAUCUCUG
Messenger RNA from Pocillopora damicornis (cauliflower coral), 1393 nucleotides. RefSeq names its product high-affinity lysophosphatidic acid receptor-like. NCBI's taxonomy places the organism in Eukaryota, Metazoa, Cnidaria, Anthozoa, Scleractinia, Pocilloporidae. The record is from RefSeq and is a predicted model, not a curated record.